AUGUUGAGUCGCUAUGGAGAGAUUCGCUGCCAUCUUCUACGCAGUGGAGGCAGAGUAUUUGGCUGUGUUACUGGGGGAGCGGCCGGAGGCGACUCGGGCAAACGCAAUCUGCAUGCGUGUAUUGCUGGAGCCGCAACCUUGGUAGCGAGUGCAGCUGUUAUAAAAGUAUGGAGCCCUGCAAUUUCGCAAUGUGAUCAGGGAAACGGAGAUCUUCCCGUCUUCGGUAGCUCGAGCGAUCCCAUCAUGCUAUCAACGGACAAAGAAGACGGUAUUCUACUGAAGAAUAUUGCCAUUCGCCCUAUACCGUCCCUGAGCAAGCACUCCAGGAACGAAGACGCAAGCUCCGAUUACCGAAAAUCUGUAAGGGCGUUUGACGAAUCAAUGAAACAGUUCUGUAGAGACACAAGCGAUGUGGAUUUACCGCUACCGGAGUUGGAUGGUU
Phaeodactylum tricornutum CCAP 1055/1 is the source of this 442-nucleotide messenger RNA. RefSeq lists its product with no specific name. The transcript has a single exon. Lineage: Eukaryota; Bacillariophyta; Bacillariophyceae; Surirellales; Neidiaceae. The annotation marks the transcript as partial. The record is from RefSeq and is a predicted model, not a curated record.